Messenger RNA from Fonsecaea nubica, 1203 nucleotides. RefSeq lists its product as hypothetical. The transcript has a single exon. Bases 1 to 1203 code for a protein of 400 amino acids. Lineage: Eukaryota; Fungi; Ascomycota; Eurotiomycetes; Chaetothyriales; Herpotrichiellaceae. The record is from RefSeq and is a predicted model, not a curated record.
AUGAAAUACAAGCAAGCCGUGCCCGUCACUGUCUCCCUGCGAGACCUCGAGUCCAACGCCGUCCCAUUCAGCACGCUCCUGAACGCCUUCGGCCCGGAUAGCCUGGGCAUCCUCGUCGUGACGGACCUGCCCUCGACGUUUCCCCUGCUGCGACAGAAGGUCCUUUCCAACGCCUCGCGCCUCGCGCACCUCCCUCGGCCGGUCCUCCAGACCCUGACGAAGCCCAGCGCCAAGUACCUCGUCGGGUGGAGCCACGGGGUGGAAACGCUGCGACCCGGGGUAGUCGACACCGCCAAGGGGAGCUACUACAUCAACUGCGCGUUCUACAAGUCGCCGGCCCUGCAGUCCGCGGACAGCGAAAAGUUCCCCGGGUUCGAGGAGUACACGGCGCCGAACGUGUGGCCGGGCCCAGAAGACAUUCCGCGGUUCCAGAACGACGCAGAGAACCUGAUCCGGUUGAUCAUCGACACGGCCGUGCUGGUCGCGCGCGCGUGCGACCGCUUCGCCGAGCACGAGAUCGAUGGCUACGAGGCCGGGUACCUCGAAAAGGUGGUGAGGGGGAGCGAGACCACAAAGGCUAGGCUGUUGCACUAUUUCCCUUCCACUGCUCCUACUGCCACUGCGCAGGCGGGCGUGAACGGCAGUGUCACAAAUGGCGGGCAUGUCUCUCAGGACAAGAAGAACGAGGAAGAGCAAGAUGAGGAUGGUCCAGAAAUCGACGACUCCUGGUGCACCACGCACCUCGACCACGGGUGUCUGACGGGGCUCACCUCGGCCAUGUUUGUCGACGAGUCCGCUGCCUCUUCCGCUCCCAACGGAGCAUCCGACCAGGGACACAACAAGAAGAAGGACGAGCACCAGGACGAAUACACGGAGCUGCCCUCCUCCCCGGACCCGCAGUCGGGGCUGUACAUACUCUCGCGGGCUGGGCAGGUCCACAAGGUGAGCAUCCCGCGCGACGCGCUGGCCUUCCAGACCGGCGAGGCGCUCGAGCUCAUCACCCGCGGCCGCUUCAAGGCCGUCCCGCACUUCGUCAAGGGCGUCGACGCACGCAACCUCGCCGAUAACCCAAAGAUGAGCAUCGCCCGCAACACCUUGGCCGUCUUCACCCAGCCCAAUCUGGACGAGCCCGUGGAUUUGGAGACGGGCCUGACCUUUGGCGAGUUCGCCAGGGGUGUCGUCAAGAGGAAUACUGCGGGUUAA